UCGUUGAUAUAGUCGUUUAUUGGCUCUCAGCUGCAUUGCCGCGUGUUGAAAACUCUACUUUCGCACCAAUAAACUACUUGUUUAGAGUCAAUUGUGACAUAUAAUAUAUUUAAAUUACGCUGUUUUACUCUAAAACCUUGUUCUCAAAACGAAUGCACGUAUAGUUUAAGACGUUCAGUGAAAUUUGUAAAUAUAAAUCUUGUUGAGUUAUUAUAAGCGGUUUCAAGUUGAACUGUAGUAUUUGGCUCCAACACAUAAUAAAUAAGAACUAUGCAACAUUGUGGAUUUUGUUCAAUGGUAUCCGAUUUCUUAUGUCGAACUUUAUGUGUUGGAAGCAGACGAGGUAGUAGUGACACCUACUACCGCGAGCUUGGGGACCAAGACACAUUGAGAAUCGAAGAUAACAAGUCCUCUACCUCGUCCUCCUUUUCUAACGAUGUUGAAGAAAUAAUUUUCGUUACAGUUCACGAGACCCUGCCGCAAGCGCGGCGCCAUUCAGAUGAAGACGCGAUUGCUAAUAUGAAAGAGAAAGCCGCCAUCACAGGCCGCUUUCUCACCCUCAAGACGCGCCGCCGGCGACAUCUGGUGCCCGAAGUACAAGAACAUGACGCGCUGCUACUUGAUUCCCUGCAGCUACGCCAACAGCAGUGCAUCCUCAAUCGGUCUGCGCUGUGGAACUUCAAUGCAUUUGCAUUGGAAAACGUCUCCGGGGGGCGUUGCCUCCCGGAGCUAUGCGUCCACUUGUUCCACGAGUACGGGCUGAUAUCACACUAUCGACUGGACGCGGCCACGCUGUGGAAGCUCUUCAGCCUCAUAGAGGAGGGCUACCACAGCAGCAACCCCUACCACAACGCGGUGCAUGCUGCUGACGUCACGCAAGCCAUGCACUGCUUCCUGCAGCAAGAACAGAUUCUGCCAUUUAUGGAGCCGCAGGAGAUACUGGCUUGCCUGCUGGCGGCUAUUGCGCAUGACCUGGACCAUCCGGGCGUAAACCAGACCUUCCUCAUCGCCACCUCAAACUAUUUGGCAAAGCUGUACAAUAACACGUCGGUGCUUGAGAACCAUCACUGGCGGUCGGCGACGAGCUGCCUGAUAGAGAGCGGCGUGAUGGAGAGCCUGCGCGACAUCUGGUCCAGUCUGCAGGACCAGAUCUCGGCGCUCAUCCUCGCCACCGAUAUCACUCGGCAGCAGGAAUACCUCAGCCACUUCAAGGGUCACAUCGACACCAACACGUUAGAUUUGAGGAAACGCGAACACCGCUUUUUGGUGAUGCAAAUCGCCCUCAAAUGUGCGGAUAUCUCCAACCCAUGCCGGCCCUGGAACAUCAGUAAGAAUUGGAGUUUCAAGGUUUGCGAGGAAUUCUUUAGACAAGGUGACUACGAGCGCGAACUCAACCUGCCUGUCUCCGCGUUCUGUGACAAGAAUAAUAUAUCUGUGCCGAAUAUUCAAAUAGGAUUUUCCAAGUAUAUAGUGACGCCACUGAUAAAGGAGUGGCACCGGUUCCUCCAAAACGAUCUCUCCAUGCAGAUGUUAGACAACUUGCUCUCCAAUCAAAACAAAUGGGAGAGACUGGUUGCGAUGGAGGUUCCAGAGAAGAAUCCCACAGAAGCGCCUGAUACUGACGUGGCGGAGGACAAUAUCGAGUCCGGCUCUGGUUUGUCCGACAGUUCUGAAUUAUUGCUGCCCGGGCGCAGGAGUUCAUUGAAUCCAAUCAAGCCGAGAGGUUUCAAAGAACAAUUGAGGCGUUUCUCGGUACCGCUUAAUAUUUUCCAAGAAAGAAAAAUCAAGCGCCACGUAAAGAGCCGCGCAUCGGCCAGCAGCUCGGAGAUGCGACGGGACACUAGCCGGCUCGACAUCGAGUUCUCGAUACGGUCCCAGCAAUGUUCACCAAAGCGAGGCGAGAGAGCAACCUUUUCAACUGAGAAAUAUUUGAGCACUGAGAAUUUAUUGCAAGUAGACGAUGCUGAUGAUGAUAGCUAUCAAAAAAUCCCAACUUCGGAGACCACAUUUCUGGAGUGCUUGUUAGCCUCGCGACACUUGCACAAAAGCGCAGAGGACACAAGAUUUUCGCCUCCGACUACCAAGUCAGAUUUCUUGCACCGCUUAGAAAAUUUAAAAGCGACCAGGUUCAGGUGGUUUAAAAAAUCUGAAGCCGAAAAGAGCGAUCAGAAUGAGGCGUCUACAAGCGGGACUGCAACGCAGGAAGGUGGGCGGCGAGAGAAACGAGGCGAGGCCGCCUUGGCUGUGGGCAGCCGACUGCGCGACAACCUGUCUGCCGUCACACUCGAUGGCUUGCACCUGGAACAGCUUACUCCUAGACGGAAGUCAAUGCCGGCUGACUCCACGGCAGCGACCGCUGGGGCUCUGAAAGAGAAAAAAAUGCUCGAUGUGGCAGCAAUUCAUUCAUUGCGCAAACACGCUGAAUCUACGAAGGAGGAGGGCAGACGUCGCCGGGGCUCUGCGCCGGUACCCGUGGCGGUGUCCGAGCUGCGCGGCCUCGCACAGAGCGCACAGGGAGCCCAGGGUGCCCGCGCCAGCGCUCCUACCGUCACUCGCAAGAAGCCCAGUGCUGUAGCCUCUUGCCAACAGUGGCUUGCCAGGGCGGCAAACAACGCACAAGAGAAAUCACUCUCUAACAUACCACGACGCAGCUCUCUCCCCAUCGAGGUGAUGACAGGUUGAUAUCGCUGUG
This is a messenger RNA of Papilio machaon (common yellow swallowtail), 2692 nucleotides long. Its product is annotated as calcium/calmodulin-dependent 3',5'-cyclic nucleotide phosphodiesterase 1C. NCBI's taxonomy places the organism in Eukaryota, Metazoa, Arthropoda, Insecta, Lepidoptera, Papilionidae. The transcript has 10 exons. Gene Ontology annotation, molecular function: 3',5'-cyclic-AMP phosphodiesterase activity. Bases 271 to 2682 code for a protein of 803 amino acids. The record is from RefSeq and is a predicted model, not a curated record.